This is a messenger RNA of Aaosphaeria arxii CBS 175.79, 1761 nucleotides long. Its product is annotated as DnaJ-domain-containing protein. Gene Ontology annotation, cellular component: cytoplasm. Gene Ontology annotation, molecular function: nucleic acid binding; zinc ion binding. The record is from RefSeq and is a predicted model, not a curated record. The transcript has 2 exons. NCBI's taxonomy places the organism in Eukaryota, Fungi, Ascomycota, Dothideomycetes, Pleosporales. Bases 1 to 1761 code for a protein of 586 amino acids.
AUGGGCGCAUCGCAAUCCACAGGCGGCGGCGAUGAUGCGUCCAACAAUGCCGAAGUCAAGACAAGUUACUACGAGCUGCUUUCCAUAGAACGUAACGCUUCGGAAGAAGAAAUCAAGAAGGCAUAUCGCCGCAAAGCCCUCGAACUCCAUCCAGACCGCAACUACGGCGACGUCGAACGCACGACCGCCCUCUUCGCCGAGAUCCAAUCCGCAUACCAAGUCCUCUCUGACCCCCAAGAACGCGCCUGGUACGAUGCCCACGAGUACGACAUCCUCCGCGGCAACGAUGGCUCCGGUGAUGGCGGCGACGGUGCGGGUGGAGACUCGGGCCCCAAGUACGAGGGUAACAUGAAGGUCACGACUGCAGAUGAGAUAUCGCGCAUGAUGGGCCGGUUCAGAGGCAAUGUCAAGUUCGACGACUCGCCGAGUGGGUUCUAUGGAUACCUGAACGAAGUUUUUGCUACGUUAGCGAAAGAGGAAGAGUAUGCGUCCAGCUGGGACGGUGGCGAUGUCGCAGAGUAUCCGUCGUUCGGUCACAAGGACGAUGCGUACGACGACGUUGUGAAGGGAUUCUACUCCGCGUGGGCGGGCUUUGCGACGAGGAAAUCCUUCGCGUGGAAGGAUAAAUACAGAGUGUCCGAGGCGCCCGAUCGGAGGGUCAGAAGACUGAUUGAAAAGGAGAACAAGAAAUGUAGAGAUGAUGGCAUAAGAGAGUUCAACGAGGCCGUAAGGACAUUGGUGCAAUUCGUGAGGAAAAGAGACCCGAGAUAUACCCCGAACAGGCAGACGGAGGACGAGCGAGCAAAAGCACAAAGACAAGCCACCCAGGCGCAGGCCGCUAGGGCAAGGGCAGCACACGCCGCGAAGAUGGACGAAGCCGUACCGGAAUGGGCAACGAGGAGAGACUUCGACGACGAAGAGGAGGAGGAGACAGAAGAAGAGAGCGAGCAGGAUCAUUUCGAGUGCGUUGCUUGCAGGAAGACAUUCAAGAGCGAACGCCAAUGGGAGGCACACGAGAAGAGCAAGAAACACCAGAAAGCAGUCUUCGCGCUGAAGAAGCAGAUGCGCAAGGACAAUGCGAACCUAAACCUCGACGAGGACAUCCCCAGCAGCGGGGUCAUCACGCCUGUGGAGGAUGCGAACGGCAAUGCAUCAGAGGGAUUGAAUGACCUCGAUGACUCGGUUGACGACCUCGCAAAGGACGUCAAAAACGCCAAAGUCGAGGACGCCACAGACGAAGAAGAUGCAGGUACUUCGGAAGACGACGACACAGCACCUCAAUCCAGACCAAACCCAUCCGCACAAACACCCUCUACAUCCUCCGAAGCAGAAGAAGACUCAUCAGAAGACGACGAAUACGCCUCUCGUGCUGCUGUCGAAGCGCGUCUCGCACCCUUCGCGAAAUCAGCCUCGUCAUCAACAACAAAACCCUCUCCAGAGAACGAAGAUGACAACAACGACGACAAAGAUGACGAAUCCACAACCGCAGCACCAUCGCAGCCCAAACUCGGAAAAGCCGCCCUGAAACGGCAAAAGAAGGCCGCAAAAGCCGCCGCCGAGACCGCCCCAGAUGCCGCGUCGUCAGGACACAAGUGCGCCUCAUGCGACGCGGCGUUCCCGUCCAAAACCCAACUGUUCGACCACCUGAAGAAGAAUCCAAAGCACGCCGCGCCGCCUUCUGCCGUCAAAGGUGCCUCCGCGGCGGCCGGAGGAGCGGGAGGAGGGAAGAAAGCUGCGGGAAAGGGCAAGAAAAAGAAAUGA